Molecule: messenger RNA, 406 nt
Organism: Ectocarpus sp. CCAP 1310/34
Lineage: Eukaryota; Phaeophyceae; Ectocarpales; Ectocarpaceae
Source: the annotation of a GenBank genome assembly
GAUCUAUCACUUAGGGCCGUUUUAAACGGACCGACUUUUUUGUCAAAAUUUUCGACAUUUGUUCAAAAACUUGGAACCUGUGUGCAGUCAUUUUAAACGUGUGACGUGGACUUGUGCAACUUGUGUAAAAAAAAAUGACGCCGUCCGUGAGUUGUAGCUCUUACUUCGAGACAACACACACGACACAACACAAACCGCGGAAAACACAACAUCAUGGACACCGACAUGGAUAUCACGACCACUCAGCGUGGCCGGCAGACCAAAACCCCGGCGAAAUUCCAGCAGACGGGCUCUCUCGGUGCCGCCGUAGGCGGUGGAGGCUUGCUCUCCAGCAAGAUAGUGCUGCUGCCUGGCAUCUCGGGGAACACUCAUGUUACCACGGGAGGCGCUGCCGCCACCAACACUC